AUGCGAUGCAGAGCCGUCGACAAUCAUCUCAAGAAUGGUCUUAAAGUGGGAAUCGGUUCCGGAAGUACUAUAGUGUUCGCCGUCCAGAGGAUCGCGCAGAAGGGUCUCGACGUGAUCUGUGUUCCCACAUCUUUCCAGUCAAAGCAAUUGAUUCGCGACAAUGGCUUACGUCUAAGCGAUUUAGAGGAAUGCCCGCAAUUGGAUGUUACCAUUGAUGGCGCCGAUGAGGUAGACGUGGAGUCUCUCGUGCUGAUCAAAGGCGGCGGCGCAGCGCUCACUCAGGAGAAGAUAGUUGCGAGCGCUUCCAAAGAGUUGAUUAUUGUCGCCGAUUAUACCAAAGAAUCGUUAGAUUUGGGACAAAAGUGGACAAAAGGACUGCCCAUUGAAGUGAUUCCAAUGGCUUAUAAGGUUGUGAUCGAUAAGAUCGAGAAGUCCUAUAAAGGAACAGCUGUUCUUCGUAUGGCUAAAGCCAAAGCGGGUCCAGUGGUUACAGAUAACGGAAACUUUAUAAUUGAUUGGAUAUUUCCGGCCAAAGUUGGGAAUGAGAAAAGGGAUAUCAAGUAUUGGUCUGAACUGAACACUAAUAUCAAAAUGAUUACAGGAGUGGUAGAGACGGGACUCUUCAUUGGUAUGACAUCGCGGGUAUACUUUGGCCAAAACGACGGCUCAGUCACUACUUUCCCCAAACAAUAGUUACUUUUAUUUUAGUCAUUAUUUUAAACACUUUUUUAAACAAUGAUUUUUAUACUCCAAUCGUGUUUUACAAGAG
This is a messenger RNA of Medioppia subpectinata, 769 nucleotides long. Lineage: Eukaryota; Metazoa; Arthropoda; Arachnida; Sarcoptiformes; Oppiidae. The record is from the annotation of a GenBank genome assembly.